AUUAUCUUGUUUGUUUUGUGCUAACCUUGUUCGGCUUAUUCAAUGUAGAAGUAUGAAUAGUAGCAACAACAACUGUAACCGUCAGGCAUCCCCGACUCCUUCCUCGCCUCGUCGUCAUCACCAGGCCCCUCUGGCCAUGGACUUCACUCAGCUUAUCGUCCAGUUUCAGAGGAUGAAUGCACCAACUUUUGCGGGGACUGAGAGCCCCACAGCAGUGCUGGAAUGGAUGAAAGAGCUGGAUAAGAUUUUUGCG
Molecule: messenger RNA, 253 nt
Organism: Striga hermonthica
Lineage: Eukaryota; Viridiplantae; Streptophyta; Magnoliopsida; Lamiales; Orobanchaceae
Source: the annotation of a GenBank genome assembly